Molecule: messenger RNA, 2048 nt
Organism: Metopolophium dirhodum (rose-grain aphid)
Lineage: Eukaryota; Metazoa; Arthropoda; Insecta; Hemiptera; Aphididae
Exons: 5
Coding region: 994-1701 (235 amino acids)
Source: RefSeq, a predicted model, not a curated record
UUAAAUUCAAUAUACUUAGCAUUAAUUGAUAUCACAUCUUUAUAGUGCUUAAUGAUCUAAUAUUUUUUUUUUACUUAGCCAUUUUUGCACGAAGUUUACGAAGGGUUUUUGUUGUGAUUUAUACAAUAUAGAUGGUUAUGACCCGCCGACCGCAGACACUCGUCGUCAUUUGCUCCCACCUAGGCCUCGAGCUGCAUACACGAAAUUGAGUGGGGGAACCGGCCGAUGCGACGACGACGGCUAGCGUGAUUCUGAAUUUAAUAUAAAUUUCCUUUAAAAAUGCCGCACUUUUUCAUGAAUAACGUAAGCGCCGCCCCUAAUCGAAUCUAUUUUUCUACUACAGAUUAUCCAAACAAACACAAAAAAAUUAAAUAAAUAUCACUCCAUUGUAAAAUCAAUACAUUCAUUGUUCCGCUUAGAAUCUAAAAUCUAAUUAUUAUAUAAUUAAAUAAUUUUAAAUAUAACAAAAUAUAUUGUGUAUAAUAUGAUAUUAUAAAAUUGAUAUUUUAAAUUAAAUUAUCCUUUGGUGUGCUUAAAUGUGUGUGGAUUGACUGUUAAUACUUUUAUUUUUUAACUCUCGAUCCUUUUUAUUAUUUUGAAAUACAUAAUAGGUACCUAAUACUAUAUUAUAUUUUACAAAUUUUUUUUUUGCUUUAAAUUUUUAAUUAUUAGAAAAUAUAGCUUAUAUGAAUUCUUGUAGUUCAUAAAUAUUGUAUAUUGUUAUUCAAUAGUUAUUACAAAUGUAGCAAAAGUACCAUGCACUUUAGUCCUGGAACCAUGAAAAAUAUGGCCGACGGAACAAUUAUAGUGAUGAGGUCUCACUCUAAUCAUGAGCGUGAAGAUGAUACCCCUCAGUUAAUAGAUGCUUUAAAAGCAGUACUAAAAAGAAGAGCUGCUGCUGAAAAUAUUUUAUUAAAAGAAAUUUACGACGAAGAGUGCUUAAGGCAUCCAAUAGCAGCUAGCUUAUAUCCAUAGCCUACAGCUGAAUCUUUAAUGCGUUUGGCCCGUAGGUCAGUAAUGCCUAGAUUGCCUGGGAACCUUCAGGAACUAGCAUCCUUAUUUGAUAAUGGGCAUCUUCAAAGAUUCAAUUGUUGUGACAUUACGAUAUUUAGGAGCUGUAUUCGUGACCUUGAUGGUAAAACUAGCCUGAUAUUUGCAUGUCCAGUUUUGUCACAAAGUUUUUGUGGUACUGGAAUUGAGGAGCUUCAUGUAGACGCUACUUUUAAAGUGGUUCCAGUAAACAUGGGCUAUCAAUUAUUGAGCGUACAUGCUAUGAUACAAAAUUAUUCAAUACCAAUUAUAUUCGCACUAAUGGAAUCAAAGUCUAGGAAUUCAUAUGACAGUGUAUUUCGAUAUGUUAAAGAUAAUCUUUUAGCAAACAUUUCUCCAAGGAUUAUCAUAAGUGAUUAUGAAUCUACACUUAGAGAUGUUCUACAAUCAUAUUUCCCUGAAGCUCGAACAUCUGGUUGUUGGUUCCACCAUAAUCAAGCAGUUUUUAAAAAUAUGAAAAGUAAAGGAUACUAUAGGCUUGUAAAUACUAAUCAAUUUGCACUGCAAAGCUUAAACCUUUUAUUUGGCCUUCCACUGCUUCCAUAUCAGGAUAUAGAAAGAGCAUUUCAAUUAAUUAAAAUGUAUGCAAUCAACCAUGGAGUAGCGAUGCAUAAUUUAUUUGACUAUUAUGAGAGGAACUUCAUAAAUUAAUGAAUUAAACAGAUUGCCUGUUUAAACUAUUUGAAAAAAUAUCCAUCGAGCUCUCAUAAUAUGGUAUGUAAUAUGGUAAUUUGUUAAUGUAUCUGCAUCUUAUUUUUAAGCUCCAAAUUAUAUAGUUCUGAAGCGUACUGAAUGGUCCACAAUGUUCGAAAGUUUACUUUCUUAAAAACAAAUUACGCGUUCAUCCUGGAGUGAUCAUACGACAUACGUUUUAAUUAUUAUUUAAUUCAACUCUGUGAAGGUACUAAAUGUUUUAAAAAAAGUUGUUUUUUUAAAUAUCCAAUGAUUAUAAAAAUUCGUCAAGUAUUUAACAGCUUUACUGUAAUGGAUGUGUUAAA